Ziziphus jujuba (common jujube) is the source of this 2314-nucleotide messenger RNA. RefSeq lists its product as uncharacterized. The transcript has 10 exons. Lineage: Eukaryota; Viridiplantae; Streptophyta; Magnoliopsida; Rosales; Rhamnaceae. The record is from RefSeq and is a predicted model, not a curated record. Gene Ontology annotation, cellular component: Golgi apparatus; endoplasmic reticulum. The coding region runs from base 173 to 1930 and encodes 585 amino acids.
UUCAAAACCCGACCCGCUUUCUCACUUCCUUCUCUGUGAUCUCUCUCUCUCUCUCGUCGUCGACGUGAACGAACCAAAACACGAAUUACUCUUCGCUGAGCUUUUCAUUUCCGACGCUUAAAGAGAGAGAGAGAGAGAGAACCGUUUUUGUAGAGAGAGAAAUUCCCAAACAAUGGACGAGAAUUCUGCGAUAAUCGAAGCAAUUCUCAAGGAAGAAGAGGAAGAAGCAAAAAAAGACAGAAGGAUAGAAAGGAAGGACGACGACGCCGCUUAUGCCUGGCAAACGGUGUCGUAUCAGAAACGUAAGAGGAAGCCGUCGAAGCCGCCGGUGCCGGAGACCAUUCCCGAUCUCCCUAACGGUUCCGGCGUUACCGACGUGUUCCGGUCGGUCGAGCAGCGUUCGGAGGAACGACGGAGGAGAGCUAUGGAGUCUCGGAGGGAAGCCGAUGCUGUUGGUGAUACCGCUGUCGCCGGAUCGAAGCGGCAUUCCGAUGGUGCUGAUACUGAUGAUGAAGAAGCGUCUGCGGCUCAGAAUGGAGGUGGUGGCGAGGUGGAGAAAGCAAAGGUGAAGAAACCGAAGAAACCGAAGGUUACGGUGGCUGAGGCGGCUUCGAAGAUCAAAGUAGUUGAUCUCGAAGCUUUUCUUGCUGAAAUCACUGCUUCUUAUGAAUCGAAAGAAGAUGUACAGCUCAUGCGUUUCGCUGAUUAUUUCGGUCGAGCAUUUGCCUCUGUCAAUGCCGCCCAGUUUCCAUGGUUGAAGACUUUCAAGGAAUCUACUGUUACAAAGUUGGUUGAUAUCCCUCUUUCUCAUAUAUCUGGAGAUGUUUACAAGACAUCAGUUGAUUGGAUUGGCCACAGAUCUCCUGAAGCACUUCGUUCCUUUGUGCUGUGGUUAUUAGAUAGCAUUCUUGCAGACCUUGCAAGCCAUCAAGGAACUGUUAAGGGAUCCAAAAAGGUUGCAAAACAAGCACCAUCAAAGUCUCAGGUUGCCAUAUUUGUUGUCUUAGCAAUGACAUUGCGGCGGAAGCCCGAUGUAUUGAUCAGUUUAUUACCUGUAAUGAGAGAAACUUCAAAAUAUCAAGGGCACGAUAAGCUUCCGGUUGCUGUGUGGUCAAUAGCUCAGGCCUCUCAAGGAGAUCUAAUUGUGGGGUUAUACAUGUGGGUACAUCUUCUGUUGCCCUUGAUGGGUAGCAGAUCAUCUUGUAAUCCACAGUCCAGAGACUUGAUUUUGCAGUUAGUGGAGAGAAUUCUGUCUACUCCUAAAUCUCGUCCUAUUCUAUUAAAUGGUGCUGUCAGAAAGGGGGAGCGCCUAGUGCCACCAUCAUUUCUUGACCUUUUGAUGAGAAUCACUUUUCCUGCCCCUUCAGCCCGAGUUAAGGCAACGGAGAGGUUUGAAGCUGUUUAUCCACUCUUAAAAGAGAUUGCCCUUGCUGGUUCCCCAGAAAGUAAAGCGAUGAAGCAAGUUAUACAGCAAAUAUUGAACUUUUUAGUCAAAGCUAUUGAAGAAGAGAUCCCUGAACUGUCUAAAGAAGCAAGUGACAUUUUUAUAUGGUGCUUGAAGAGAAACUCAGAAUGUUAUAAACAAUGGGACAUGUUGUAUCUGGACAAUCUAAAAGCGAGUGUUGUCAUCCUGAGUAAGCUGAAUAAGGAAUGGAAGCAGUUCACUGUCAAACAUGCUCGUGAUCCUUUAAACGAAAUCUUGAAGAGUCUCAAGCAGAAGAACGCAAGGGCAUUGGCAGAGGAAGAAGACAGUGGCCGCUGUGCGUUGUUGAAAGAUGCAGAAUUGGAUUGCAAAAUGCUUUACAUACGAAUAAAUAAUCGCCAAAUACGGAAGAAGUUCAUCUACGUUUUGUGUGGGUUCCUAGUUGUCAGUAUUACAGUUAAGAUCCUAAGCCUGCCAAUGUUUGGAGGAUAUCUACAAAAAUCCUAAGGUUUCACACUUGCCUUGAACUUUUUACUUUCUCUCUUAUAAAUAGGGGACACCAAAGGUUUAAUCAUAAAUCCGGCACAGUUAAGCGAGAUGGUCUAUGAGAAUAUGGAUAGAGGAUAUAUCCAUAGGGCUUUACUAAAAUUAGAAAUGAAGAGUUAGAAACUAAGUGUGGAUUGACCUAUACCAGGGCGCUGAUGUAUCUGGUUUUUCAGUAUAAUGUUUGAGGGCUUUUUUUUUUUGGGGACUAAUAUGUGGUUUGGUUUUUGGGAUUGUUGUUAUGUUCUGUUCUUUUUGCUUUUAAAAGAAAUAUAUAUAUGUAAUAUAAAUAUUUGGCCAAAAGUUGAACGUUCAAAAGUGGAAUUGAAACUCAAAUAACUUCAAUUA